Messenger RNA from Dermacentor andersoni, 2143 nucleotides. RefSeq names its product neprilysin-1-like. Gene Ontology annotation, cellular component: plasma membrane. Gene Ontology annotation, molecular function: metalloendopeptidase activity. Gene Ontology annotation, biological process: protein processing. Lineage: Eukaryota; Metazoa; Arthropoda; Arachnida; Ixodida; Ixodidae. The record is from RefSeq and is a predicted model, not a curated record.
AUGGUUGAGAGCUUUGACGGUCAGAGUGCAGCAUGCACCAGCAACGACUGCAAGGUCCUGGCGCAGUGGCUAAGGGUGAAAGUAGACCAUAACGUCGACCCCUGCGAUGACUUCUACCACUUCGUGUGCGACGAUUACAAGGACGCAAAUGCUCUACAGAAAAUAACAUGGGAGGUCACGCGUAUUGGCUUAUCGGCCGCUCGCGCAAGCACCGUCCCGGCCACAGGACAGACCGCCUGGCAGAAAGCAACGGCACUCUUCAAGGCCUGCUUGUCCAUGGUCGAUACCAAGCGUGUUGAGACCACAGACCUCACAGCGUGGAUGAUUUCUCUAGGCCUGGAUUUGAAUAAUUUGACAUCUUCUGACCGGUUUGAAGUUGUGGACAUGAUCGUGCGCUUAUCGCUCGACUUCGGCAUCCCUGUGAUCCUUGCCUUCGCUUUUGAUAGCGAGGCAUUGCUCAACAACAAGCGCUUGAUGUUCUUAUCGUUCCCCCAACCGGAUAUCGAUAGGCUUAACUUCGAAGAAGCGGCCUCGGAUAGAUCACAAGCGGAGCUCCGCGCCUUCUACGAGUCGAUGCUCCGAAUGUACGGCGUUCAUAGCAGCAGAAUCGAAGGUGUCGCCACCGAAUUAAAGGAAUACGAGAAUUAUUUUGGAGAAAUAGCUGCUACAUUGACCAGCACCAUGCAAGGAAUAACGGAUCCAGUUCGUAUUCGAGACAUGGGCGCAGCAACAGCACCGACCAUCACAGCUGAAAUGUGGGCCGGACCAAUUGCGAAGUACACGAAAAACAAGUACGGAGGCAAUGACUUCAUCUACCAGAAGAGCAUCCCGCUGGGGCUGGCGAAGGCACUUGAGUCCAAAGACAUAGGCCCGCACGGAAUGUGGUGCUGUAUGGCCUGGAGCCUGUUCUGCCAGCUCGUACAAUUCACGCAUCCCGAUUUAUUAGUGAAGCACCGAAAUCCUGAACACGUUUGCUAUGAUCAGACCAGAAGUCUUAUGGGGUACGCUAUCACAAGCCGGUUCUUCCUUUCAGUGGUCAGCAAGGAGACGCUCAUGGAGGCCGACGAAAUGGCUUCCAACAUUCGCAAGGCCUAUGAAGCAGCAUUCCGAUCGUCAAGCUGGAUGACGGGAUCGGUACGCGAAACCGCCCUGCGAAAAAUUACGAAUAUGCGGCAAGAUGUCGCUGCCGUGGGUGCGUUGCUUGACGGCGCCUACGUGGAGAAGUAUUACGCGAGCUUUCCUGACCUUCCCACUGAUCGGUUCUUCAAAGCGUGGCGUGAGGCCGCCGCAGCCGCCGUCCAUCAAGCUGCGGCCGACACAACGAUGCUGCUCAAUAAGGACACUGAGGUGAACGCGUAUUACGUGGCCAGGUAUAACAAGAUGGUCAUCCAGCCAUCGAUUCUGCUUCCCCACUUCAUUUUUACGGACGGUCCUGCUGCCUACAACUACGGUAGCCUCGGCAGGAUGUUGGGUCACGAGAUGAUGCAUGGCUACGACGUCAAGGGAUCACAGUAUGACGAGAACACCAAGCAGAGGCGUUGGUUUUCGCCUGAAUCAAGCAAACACUACCUGAAUAUCACGCUCUGCUUGCGACACCUUCACAUGAAUGUCCUGCGGCAAAGGCAAGAAGUCCUAAACGAGACGCUAGACUCUGAAAACCUCGCCGAUUUAGGGGGAACAACGAUGGCAUACUCCGCGUUUAGGUCGCUGCCACCCUCGAAGAGAGACACCACGCUGCCUGGCGUCACCAUGACUGCGAACCAGCUAUUCUUCGUCGGUCAUUGCACCACGUGGUGUGAGAAACAAACAAGGGAACCGGCACCCUGGCUCUCUGGCCGCGAUCGCUACCCACCUGGCCGCUCUCGGUGUAUCGUGCCACUCAUGAACAUGCCCGAGUUCUCGGAUGCAUACCACUGCACGCGGGGUUCGUACAUGAACCCGUCCAACAAGUGCAAGUUCUGGACCUGAAAUUGUGACAGCCCAAGCGUUCUUUGUGUCAUUUCCUAUCUGUGGUUGCAUGUAAAUUCUAGGUUCUGUCGGCAGCAGAACAGAUAAGCUUUCCAUCCCAGCUUUCGUGCGCCUAUGCACAUACACUUGCCUGCGUGGGUUUCUCGCAACGCAGCUGCUCCAAAAAUGGAAUAGC